AUGGCUAAUAUGUUAGAUCUUAAUUCUAAUAAAGAAAUUUCCUACAAAGAUAUUGGCAAUUUUAUAGUAAAGAAAGAAAAGCAUACAAACAAUAAUUCCCAUAAUAGAUUAAAACUUAAAAGGUUAAUAAUUGCUUACAGAGUAAAGGAUAAAAAUGAUAGUAAUAAUCUGACUAAUGGUAUAGUUAAGAGAUUGAGAGAUACAUUUAUUCAAAAAAUUGAAACUAUUUUGCACAAAAUGCAAAUAAAGUUGAUAGAACCUCCAAGAUUCUUGAAAGGUUUAAAUUUUGAAAUUAUAAGCUUACCUCAUAAUAUUAAUGCACUAAAUUUUUAUCAGAUUAUACUUAGUAAUUCUGCUAUGUUUGAUGAUAUAAUAGAGGGAAUAUAUGAGGAUGAUUUUAUAGGCUCACAAAUUCUACAGGAAACCCCAAUAGAAUUAAAUAAUUUUGUGUCUAGAGGAAAAAAAAGACAACCAGCAAGUGAUGAAUUUUAUCCAUCAGAUCCAUUAUUUGAAAGGCAAUGGUUUCAUAGUGACUUGAAUUAUGGAAUUAAUACUCCAAAACUUUGGAAAAGGCUUAAAGAGAUAAUAAAUAAUAAAGUUGGAAAUGCAGUAGUAGCUGUUAUGGAUUCUGGAAUAGAUUUUGAACAUUCAGAUCUUAGGGGAAGGAUAUGGAGAAAUUUUGGAGAAUAUAAUUGUAGUGAUGGAAUAGAUGAUGAUCAAAAUGGUUAUAUAGAUGAUUGUUAUGGUUGGAAUUUUGUAGAUGAUACAAAGAUUCCAUCUGAUGAUAAUGGACAUGGAACACAUAUAUCAGGUUUAAUUGCAGCAAUUCCAGAUAAUGGAUUAGGAAUUGCAGGAGUUUGUAUGUACUGCCAAGUAAUGGUACUAAAAGUCUUGGAUUCAAAUAUUCAAGGUUAUGUUUCUGGAAUUUUACAAGCAAUAGACUAUGCAUUAGAUAAGGGUGUAAAGGUUUCAAACCAUAGUUAUGGUAGUAGGAGUGAACAAAUUGAAUCAUUGAGAUUAGCAAUUCAAAGAAGUGAGACCCAAGGAAUGUUGGUUGUUGCAGCAUCUGGAAAUUUCCACAAAAAUAGAGAUAAUGACCAAUUCCCUACUUAUCCAGCUUCCUUCAGGUUUAAUAAUGUAAUAUCAGUUACAGCAUUAAAUAGAGAAGGUAUAAUUAUGGAAAGAGCAGCAUAUGGAAGAAAUUCUGUACACUUAGCAGCUCCAGGUGUUAAUAUUUGUUCUACAUACUUGGGUGACAAUUAUCGUUGUAUGUUUGGCAGCUCAUUCUCAACUCCAUUAGUAUCUGGAGUUGCAGCUAUAUUAGUUUCAUUAUUCCCAAAUUUAUCAAGUAAAAUUAUUAAGGAAUGUAUCCUUAAAGGAGCAACUAAUAUUGAUGGUCUUCCAGGUAAGUUUCAGUAUACUUAA
Molecule: messenger RNA, 1425 nt
Organism: Cryptosporidium muris RN66
Lineage: Eukaryota; Apicomplexa; Conoidasida; Eucoccidiorida; Cryptosporidiidae
Product: subtilase family protein
Exons: 9
Coding region: 1-1425 (474 amino acids)
Biological process (GO): proteolysis
Molecular function (GO): serine-type endopeptidase activity
Source: RefSeq, a predicted model, not a curated record